CUUCCGGCUGUGACGUGAUUGGCUGAUUCUAACCGCGCAGACUGCUGGGAAAGCGCGACGUUCAAAUCUGUUUCCGGUUUCUGUCUGCUUCGGCCGAUUAACAAGCCAGACAUGGAACGACAUCAAAACAGAGAGACAAGGACUCCACGCAACAAUGUUGUCGUCCACAGGAGGAGGAAAAGCAAGAGCUACCGGCUGUCGUACCGCAGCGGCCUCGGUGCCGCCGACUCACGCCUCGGCUGGUCUCCGGCAUUGACGGCACGGAGACUCAACACCAGCAGGAAGGCCGCAGGGAUAAGCAACAUCGCCGAGAGGGUGGAUCCGGGGCAGCUGGCCUUGCUGGUGAAAACGGAGUGGCAGCUGUCGUACGUCACUCCUCUUCAUCAGUUCAGACACACCCAGCUGAAGAGCUACGCCCGGCAGCUCUCUGCGUUCAUCGCCGCCGGGAAGCAGCAGGGUUUGGCGGUUGAGGUGGAGGGCUUGCAGACGACCUUCCGGGUCUCCUUCUCUCUGGUGCAGGGGAUGACGCAGUCGGACGAAGAUGCCGAGAGCGUCCUCGUACAGAUCCACUCAAAGCGGCUGUUUGCCAGGCAGGACGAGCCGCAGAAGCCAGUUUGGAGCGGCUGGCUGACCUGCAUCAACGGCAACCCCGACUACCUGCGCGCGCUUCCAAAGGACUUUGUCUGCCUGCCGCUGUUCGGCUGCAGCGGGGCCGACGGACUCUCCGCGUUGGUCAAGUCGUGGUUCCAGCAGUCCUUCGACUGCUGCUUCGGCCUCCUGGAGAUCAGCCACACUAGCCUGCAGUGGCUGAUGGCGUUGUGGACCAACUGCCACGCGGAGUCCGGCAUCCAGCACCUUAAAAUGAUCUGGACUCUUCCGGCCGCGCCACCGCUGCAGGUCACCUACACGGUCGACCCGGAGGACGCAUGGGAGCUGUGGAGCAGCGUGAGGAAGGGGAAAGGGGGAGGUGGUGGUGGUGAGGAGGAGGAGGAGGCGGGGGAGAACUAUAUCGACAUUGAGGAGGUGACGAGCUUCAUGCAGGGGCUGAAGAGCCACUUCUACAGACACUUCAGGUUGGAUCUGUCAGCGGGAAGCCUGAACCAGGUCUCCACAGCUCUGGGCUCAGCCAAGUACAGCGGCAGAAUGAAGAUCUCCAACAGCCGAUACAUGAUCACCACCCUGACGCUGCUGACCGAGUGCGCCCUCCUCAAAAUGCCCAUCUGAUUGAACGGAUACAGACUUUGAUGCCACCAGAGAAUACAAUAGCAGCAUUCAUUUGGCAAAAGUUACUUCAAUUGGUUCUCGUUUUUAUUAGAAAUGAAGCCAAACAUUAUUUAUCUUUAAUAUUUAACAUCAAAUGACGAGAAAUAUCUUCCACAAUAUUCUCUUCCAUGAAAAGUUUUAUUCUUGCUCUGGUCAUUUUGGUGUCGUAAAGCAAGAAAUUACAGAAAGUCUUGUGGCCAUGAUGAAUAUUGAGGUAAACCAGUUUUGUUGUCUUUUUAAUCUCUGCUGGUAAACAUCCUUGGGUUCCAUUUCUUAUGAAUGCGAUCGCAUGUGUAUAUACUUGUCUAGAUGUACAUUUUUGUAAUUUAUAAAUAAAAGCAAAAAAGGUUUGACUGGCA
This is a messenger RNA of Gasterosteus aculeatus aculeatus (three-spined stickleback), 1622 nucleotides long. It is a transcript of the gene cenpl, whose product is annotated as centromere protein L. Lineage: Eukaryota; Metazoa; Chordata; Actinopteri; Perciformes; Gasterosteidae. The record is from RefSeq and is a predicted model, not a curated record.